CAAUGAAAAACUGGAGUUUAUUGCGUCUCGUACCGGCGUGGGGGAGGUCUAUGGGUUCGACAGUCCAGUUAUUCCCUUUGCCAUUCAGGUUUAGGUUUAAACGGUGAUUGUUGCUUUAAAUCGGCUAUGUAUAUACCUCAGCCAUUUGCUUUACCGCUUGUUUUUUUUUGCGUUGCAUGAUUCUGGUAAGCGACUAUAGGCCUAUUUAGCGCGAAAUUGUAGGUUUAGCCUGACGUUACAUUCACGCGGAGCAUAUACAGAUGCAAUGCUAGAUUAACGAUCAAGCGGAAAUUAUAUAGCCACGUUUGAUUCAUUUUCUCCUAUCGUACAGUACUAAAUCAACUAAAAUGCAUCGAUUUCAGUCUUUAGCGAAUCGGUGCUUGGCUGAAGGCGUUUUAAAGCGGAAUCAUUCUCCACUGUCCAUAAUCGCUUUGGAAUUACCAUGCUGUGUCCAGACCAUACGAUUUAGAACACAAGGAUUCAUUGAAAAAUCCAGAUUAAAGCGGUUUAGUACGGCUGAGGCCACGGUAGAUGCGAGAGAAAAUGGAAAGGUGCGAGAAAAGAUCCUCACGAUGGAGACAUUGAACCCGAACGUGAAAGCGGUGGAAUAUGCAGUGAGAGGACCUAUCGUCAUCAAAGCCGGUGAAAUCGAACAAGAGUUACGACAGGGGAAGAAGAAGCCCUUUACUGAGGUUAUCAAGGCCAACAUUGGGGACGCCCAUGCUAUGGGGCAGCAACCUAUCACAUUUCUGCGUCAGGUGGUGGCUCUCUGCACGUGCCCAGAGCUACUGGACAGCCCGGUUUUCCCUGAAGAUGCCAAACUUCGAGCACGCCGCAUCCUUCAGGGCUGUGGAGGAGAAAGCAUAGGGUCGUACAGUAGCAGCCCGGGAGUGGAGUGCAUCCGGAAGGAUGUGGCUGAAUAUGUGACUCAGAGGGACCAGGGCGUGCCCACCAGCUGGGACAAUAUUUUCCUCACCACCGGGGCCAGCGACGGCAUCAUGAACAUUCUGAAGUUGCUGGUCUCGGGACAGGGUCAGUCCCGCACCGGGGUGAUGAUCCCGAUCCCCCAGUACCCCCUGUACUCGGCCGCCAUCUCGGAGCUUGGGGCCGCGCAGGUCAACUACUACCUGGACGAGAACAACUGCUGGGCCCUGGACAUGGAGGAGCUGCACCGGGCUUACCACACGGCCAAACAGUACUGCACUCCCAGAGUGCUUUGCAUCAUCAACCCGGGGAACCCAACAGGUCAGGUGCAGAGCAGGAAGUGCAUUGAGGAUGUCCUGCACUUUGCCUACGAGGAGAAGCUGUUUGUGCUGUCCGAUGAGGUUUAUCAGGAAAAUGUCUACUCUCCAGACUGCCAGUUCCAUUCCUUCAAAAAGGUUCUGUAUGAGCUGGGACCGGAGUACUUCAACAGUGUGGAGCUGGCCUCCUUCCACUCCACCUCCAAAGGGUACACUGGAGAGUGUGGAUUCAGAGGGGGGUACAUGGAGGUGAUCAAUCUGGACCCAGAUGUCAAGGCCCAGCUGGUGAAGCUGCUGUCCGUGCGCCUGUGUCCCCCUGUCUCCGGGCAGGCUGCCAUGGACGUCAUCGUCAACCCUCCUCAGACCAGCGAACCCUCCCACCCCCAGUUCCUAAAGGAGAAGACUGCCAUACUCAGCACUCUGGCUGAGAAGGCCAGACUGACUGAGCACACUCUGAACAAAGUGCCUGGGAUCAAGUGUAACCCGGUGCAGGGGGCCAUGUACGCCUUUCCCCGCAUCUUCAUACCGCCCAGAGCCGUGGAGGAGGCCAAGGCAUUGGGAAUAACCCCAGACAUGCUUUACUGCUUGAGACUCCUGGAGGAAACUGGGAUCUGUGUCGUCCCUGGAAGUGGGUUUGGGCAGAAGGAGGGAACCUAUCAUUUCAGAAUGACCAUUCUUCCCCCACCUGAGAAGCUGAAAUUGCUCCUGGAGAAGGUCCAGUCCUUCCAUAUGAAGUUUGUAGAGCAUUACAGAGAGCUGGAAGAGACCUCUGUAUGAGUGCAGUUUGGACGAAGCAGAGCCUGGGGGAGCGCUGGCGGAGUCGUCUGUAUGACUGGACCUUGACUGAGUAGAGCUGGCUGGGUAGUCCCUGUCAGAUAAUGCUUAACAAACUAACAAAAGAAAAUAACUUGAAGCGAUUUAUUUUGACAUUUUCUCCUCUGUGUACUCCUUAAACCUCGCAAGUGGACAGCAGAACCAGUUUUCUGAUGGCGAGGGCACCACAGGGGUUCAAGAUAUUGGUGCCUUUUCCACACUCAUAAAAUGGCAUGAAAAACAGUGAUAUGAUGUGUUACUGCACAUUAACACCACAGGGAAAGCGUGAUUCUCUUUUCUUUUUUUUUAUAAAUACAAUUCAGACGAUCAGAUUACCAUUUCAUAGCACUCCUGGCUUUGUGUCUGUUUCUUCAUUCGCCGUUUUUAUUCUUCUUAAGCUAGGGUGUUCUUUUGUGUAAGGGAUGUCCGUUUUCCAGGCUGGGCCUCACCGCGCCACAACAAUGCCUCUCCCAUUCCCCUGCACCCAUAGUGAUGCAUUUCACACUCCUAUGUUCCUAAGCAAAACAGAAGCACUCCAAAGAAGAUACUGUCAUGUCACUUAAAAGCCUGGGUGCACGGUAAUUGCAGGAAGGUAAUUGUAAAUACUGUCUACACCGUUAUACCAAGCUUUUUUUGUCCUGUAUAAGUGUUUCACACCUUUGUUGGUCUUAAUGGUGUUAACCCUGUUUUAAAAAUAUAUAUAUAUAACCUUAAUUGAUGAGAUGAAAGUUCUGGAUUGCAUUGAAGGGGUUGUAUGGAAGGGGUUCCAUUUCAUGCAAUUGCAGCCUAUCCAGUUAAGGUGUCUUGAUGCUUUUUGAUCCAGUACACUUUGCCCCCACUUGAUAGUUUAUGCAAAUGUAAAAUGGAAAUAAAAUGCUGCUGUAUGCCAAAAGUGAAGCAAAGGAAGACCAGGUAGAGGCCAAAUACAUUUAAUUUUCUAACCAACAGGAUUUACAUGAUCAGGCAGUAUUACAUAUCGUCUUCAACCUCUCAUGACUAUUGCUGAGAAGCAAAUGUGGAAACGAAUGAGAUUAGCCUUUGGCACAAACUUGAAUUUGCCUAAUUUUAGAGGAGGGACCUGCUGUUUCUCUGUCAGAAUUGAGACAACUGAGUGAGUAGUCUUAUAUCAUGAAAUGUAAAAAUAUCAAUGGAAAAUGAAUUCCUCCAGCUGCUUUAUAUAAAUGGACCUUGCAAUAGAUAUUCUGUUCUUAUGAGGUGCCUUUUGUUGUUGGAAUAAUGGCCUUUAUAUCACAUGACUGUGGGGGUGUGUUUUAAUAUGCAUUCUGACUGUAAAUGCAUUGCAUCUGUUACUCUGAGGUGAAUGGGCUUUUCUGAAUGGGGUCCCAUUUUUUUAAACUUCCAUUUCAUUUAUAUAUAUAUAUAUAUAUAUGAUAAACUUAUGUUACCACGCAACUUCGAAAUUAAGACUGUUAAAUAGUUUAACUUUGGCCUUAUUAUGUUUCUGUAUUUUUGUAGCUGUUCAAAACUGCAUUUGAAAAUUAAUUCUAUUAAAACCUUAUUUGUUACAAA
Conger conger (European conger) is the source of this 3584-nucleotide messenger RNA. RefSeq names its product glutamic pyruvate transaminase (alanine aminotransferase) 2 (gene gpt2). Gene Ontology annotation, molecular function: pyridoxal phosphate binding; L-alanine:2-oxoglutarate transaminase activity. Gene Ontology annotation, biological process: biosynthetic process. The coding region runs from base 348 to 2018 and encodes 556 amino acids. Lineage: Eukaryota; Metazoa; Chordata; Actinopteri; Anguilliformes; Congridae. The transcript is spliced from 11 exons. The record is from RefSeq and is a predicted model, not a curated record.